AGAAAUAUACAUGCAGGAGACAGCGGUCGUCCCCUGCAGCCCGCCAAGUGCUUGGUUGGUAUCACGUGACACCAGCCCCCACUGGCGCCGAAUUUGCGCGCCGAGCCUGGAGAACGCCCGCUUUGAUUUUGGGUCGCCACAAAAAAGCAAGCUAAAUACAAUACUUCAGACUCUGCGGCUCGAAGAAAAGACAGCGCUUCCCCCGCCAAUCCACCAGUCACAAGAGUCACGUUUUUCUUCGGACGAUUCCAGGAACCGGUCUCUAUCGCCCUUCACACCUGUAAUAGCCAGCUUCUUCUUUUCUUCGAUCUCCCGCCACGUGCCCCCGCCUGAUACAGGCGCAACCCCGCCAAAAUGUCGUUGACAAACUGUCGGUUCUACGAGGAGAAGUAUCCCGAAGUGGAUAGCUUCGUGAUGGUGAAUGUCAAGCAGAUCGCUGAGAUGGGUGCCUAUGUGAAACUGCUGGAAUACGAUAAUAUCGAUGGCAUGAUUCUUCUUUCCGAACUCUCGCGAAGACGUAUCCGAAGUAUCCAAAAAUUGAUUCGAAUCGGCCGGAAUGAAGUCGUCGUCGUGCUGCGUGUUGACAAGGAAAAAGGAUACAUCGAUUUGUCGAAGCGACGAGUGUCAUCGGAAGAUGUGGGCAAGUGUGAGGAACGCUACAAUAAGAGCAAAUUGGUCCACUCGAUCAUGCGCCAUGUUGCCGAGAAGACAAAGACCCCCAUUGAAGAACUCUACCAGUCUAUCGGCUGGCCAUUGAACCGCAAUUACGGUCACUCAUACGACGCAUUCAAAAUUUCCAUCACUAACCCUGACGUGUGGAAAGAUGUGACUUUCCCUAACCAGCUAGUCCAAGAUGAGCUCCAAACCUAUAUCAGCAAAAAACUCACCCCUCACCCUACAAAAGUUCGUGCCGACGUCGAUGUCACCUGCUUCGGCUAUGACGGAAUUGAUGCAGUUAAGGCUGCCCUUCGUACUGCAGAGGAGAAAAAUACGCCGGAAACCCAGAUCAAGGUCAAAUUGGUUGCGCCCCCGCUUUAUGUUCUUACCUGCCAGACUCUGGACAAAGCUCUUGGUAUCAAACUCUUGGAAGAAGCGAUUCAGAGCAUCGAGGCAAAUAUCAAGGCGGCUGGUGGUGGAUUGAUUGUUAAGAUGGCUCCUAAGGCAGUUACUGCCCACGACGAUGCUCAACUGCAAGAGCUUAUGGACAGACGCGAACGCGAGAACAUGGAAGUCAGUGGUGACGAAAGCCAGUCCGAAAGUGACGAAGGCGUUCCCGAAUAGGCUUCUAUUGUGACGAGUAUCAUCAGCGUUAUGGAGAUAUGAUCAUGAAAGGUGACUGGGUAUGUUAGAUUCGAUGUUAGUGUGGGCGGGUUUUAACGUGAUUGAUUUUGAGAUCACCCUUAAAAUUUUCCUUGAACUGGGCUACGCAUAGCAUGGGGAUUUGUGCGCUAGGGUCAGCAAAAACCUGGCCUUCUGAAAGAGUUGGGUCUUCUUGGCCUUGUGUCGAUUCAGACCAUUCUGCAGAUUAUAUGUGCCUAGGUUUUGCCGUUUUUAUGGUAGAGACUCGUUCUAUUUUCAAUCAUGUACCUUUAUUGAUUAGAACAGGUCAGAAAAUAUACAAAAUACAAAAUUUGCA
Talaromyces proteolyticus is the source of this 1636-nucleotide messenger RNA. Its product is annotated as putative translation initiation factor 2 alpha subunit. The coding region runs from base 355 to 1281 and encodes 308 amino acids. Lineage: Eukaryota; Fungi; Ascomycota; Eurotiomycetes; Eurotiales; Trichocomaceae. The record is from RefSeq and is a predicted model, not a curated record. The transcript has 4 exons. Gene Ontology annotation, molecular function: RNA binding; translation initiation factor activity; ribosome binding. Gene Ontology annotation, cellular component: eukaryotic translation initiation factor 2B complex; eukaryotic 48S preinitiation complex; multi-eIF complex.